AACUUAUUAUUUGUCUUCAGCCAGAACAGGAGGCUAAGUUCUUCUCCCAGUUGGAGCUUGAGGAGUGGUGCCAGGAGGAGUCCAAAUUCACAGAUACUCUUAAGACUUACAUUAGAAGACAGUUCAGGGAGGGAGUGAGGGAAGUCGCUAGUGCUGGUGAUACCUCAGAGUACUGCCUUUUGGAUGUUGAGAACCUAGAUCUGCAGCUUGUGCGGGGUGCAGGAACUGCUGAGUACGCACAAAAUGUACAAGAGUUGAAUAUACUCAAUAAAUUAUUACAGCAGACUGAAGAAUGGAGAUUGGAAGGCUUACUGCUUCAAGCUCGAAGACGAGCAGAGGUUGAAGAGGCUAACAGACUGCUGGGAGCAGUCCACAGAAUGCAGUUACCAUCUGCUAUACAACUACUUCAGCAGCAAGCUAGAGAGGCUAGUGAAUCCCUCAUGAUUGUAGAACAAGAAAGAAGACAACAACGUCAAGUUAUGCAGUCUCUAAUAACAGAGGUAGCACAGCUGGAGAACACAAGAACUAUUUCAGGAAACUAUCAGCUUAAAUGCCAGAGGCAAGAAUAUUUUCUUGAUAAACAGAGGAGUGUGAUGGAACAGCUAGUGUCACAAGUGGCCAGAUACAACUGGAUCAACAUUGCCCUGGAUAUAGAGAGAGGGAAGAUCACUGGCAUCCUGGAAGUUCUGAGCAGUAUCAAUUCUCUCAUUACUCAGAGAAAUGCUAGCCAUAAGGAAAGAAUGAGUUACUUGGAAGCUAUGACCAAGGAACAUGAAGAACAGAAGGAAGUAGGUCAACUUCCCCUCCCUCUGGUAACCCUCUCUCAGAUCUUGCCCACUGUUGCCAAGUCACAGGAUGGUGUCAUAACUGGAAAAAUCUUACAAAAGCAGAUAGAUAUGCUGCAGAAAACCCUCAACACAGCUAGAGAACAUGUCUGCAUUGCAAGGAAUCCACAGUUUUCACGGCUCAACAGAAUGACAAUGAAUUGUGCUGUACUGGAGACUAGCCUCUUUGGCAAUCCAGGAAGUCUUGGUGCCUUGCCUGUAACUUGGCUGGAAACAGAACUAGUAGAAUGCUACACUGCCUUGGAUCAAGAAGCAUGGAAGUUCAAACAAAAGUUUAUCAAGUUAAUUAUAAAACAUGAGGAAAAGAAGAAGAUACUUCAGAUUGAGCCGACAGUGCGUGAAGAUUUCAUGAAGUGGACUUGCAGCGUAAUUCAGGCCUUGACAUGAUUGUACUUCAUCAGUGUUAUAAAAAAAGAUAUAUAUAUAAACAGUAUUGCUCCUUGGGCAAAAUGUUUUCUUUGUUUAUGAUUAUACAUUUUGAAAAUGUUUAAAGGAAUUUAAAUUGUAUGCCUGUACAUUGUAUGAAAAGUUCUAACUGAGGAUAUGAAAUUAAUUUAUACAGUAAAGUUUUGCUCUUUGUUUUACAGUGAAUUGACAUAUGUUUCAAUUUAUCACAAUUUAAUUUUUAUGGCAAAAAUAUUCAGAUAUUAUAAAGUGUUUAAUAUUUUACAAUGUAUCAUCAGAAAAACAUCACUUGAUGCAUUUCCAUGAGAGAUAGAACACUCCACACAUCUCAAUAAAUCACUCAUCGCCACAACUCAAGUACUGUACUGUACUAUAAUUCUUUUGUGUACUGUACACAUAUUUCUGGAAUACGGCAGUCGAGUGAUACAGUGCUCACCUCCUGUUCCAAGGGUCAGUGAUUCAAUUCCAGGGCACUCCCUGUUCACCCAGCUGUAAAUGGGUAUCUAAGUUUGCAACUUGGGGAAGUGAAUGUGGUUGUGAGCAGUACAGGCCUCCUUGUGUGCUGAAGACUUAGCAUUUCCGGGUAAUGAGAUGACUCUUAAUGUCGGAAAAAAAUCCCUCAUUCCGGGAAUUUUCCGGGUAACGGAAAAAUUUUCUCAUAAGUUCAAGAAAUUUUGUAUUACAUCGUCUCUCAAACCCGGAAAGAAAUCUAACCCCAGAAUUUUUCCCGGUACCUAUAUUUUCCAAAAUGAUACAUUUUUGUUCAAUCCAGAAUGCGACGCCUAGCUUAUACCUAGGUAUGUUAAUGCCUAGCAAUAACUCGCCCGGCCAACAUACAGGCAAUUAAAACAUCUGAUAAUUACUUUAAGUAAUAUUAGGAGGACACGUCGCUAGCUGUCAUUUAAUUGCAACUCUCAAAACCCCCUCCCUCACCCUCCAUCACACGCACUGCCACCGUCAUCUUCUUGCCUGGCGGAUCAGCUGUAAAUACACACAAAGAAGGCUCCGCUAAUUUGUGUUGUAAUAGCUGA
Molecule: messenger RNA, 2281 nt
Organism: Homarus americanus (American lobster)
Lineage: Eukaryota; Metazoa; Arthropoda; Malacostraca; Decapoda; Nephropidae
Product: AUGMIN subunit 3-like
Exons: 8
Coding region: 378-1232 (284 amino acids)
Biological process (GO): spindle assembly; centrosome cycle
Cellular component (GO): centrosome; mitotic spindle; HAUS complex
Source: RefSeq, a predicted model, not a curated record